Messenger RNA from Chelonoidis abingdonii (Abingdon island giant tortoise), 3297 nucleotides. It is a transcript of the gene CMKLR1, whose product is annotated as chemerin chemokine-like receptor 1. Gene Ontology annotation, biological process: inflammatory response; phospholipase C-activating G protein-coupled receptor signaling pathway; positive regulation of cytosolic calcium ion concentration. Gene Ontology annotation, cellular component: plasma membrane. Gene Ontology annotation, molecular function: complement receptor activity; G protein-coupled receptor activity. The record is from RefSeq and is a predicted model, not a curated record. Lineage: Eukaryota; Metazoa; Chordata; Testudines; Testudinidae.
UUCAGUGAGUGGAUGAGGCCCCUGCUACAGGGACAUUGAGAGUGGAGCUGAAGAAAAUACUGGCACGAAUAGGUAAUGGAGACCUACAAUUACUCUUAUGACCCCUUGAUGGAUUAUGAUUAUGAUAAUUUCACCACAGUUAGAGUUAAGCAAGAGCCAUCACACGAUGCAGGAGACAUUGCUAGAAUCCUCUCUGUUGUAGUCUACAGCCUCACCUGCCUCUUGGGAAUUCUGGGGAACGGCCUAGUCAUCACGAUCAUCACUUUCAAGAUGAAAAAGUCCAUCAAUGCCAUUUGGUUUCUCAACCUGGCUGUUGCCGACUUUCUUUUCAACAUCUUCCUGCCACUGAAUAUUGCGUACACCGCCAUGAACUACCAUUGGGUCUUUGGGGCAGCCAUGUGCAAGUUAAACUCUUUCCUCCUCAACCUGAACUUGUACAGCAGUGUGCUGCUGCUGAUGACCAUCAGCUUAGACCGUUGUGUGUCCGUGGUCCUUCCAGUCUGGGCCCAAAACCAUCGAACCACUACGCUGGCAUGUUUGGUUUGCGUUGUCGACUGGGUGCUUGGUUUGGUAAUGAGUUCCCCAUCUCUUGUUUUCCGGGAUACUGCAGCUCACAAAGGCAAUGUGAUAUGUUUUAGUAACUACAGCUUGUUCAGGAAUAAGUAUGACCAUUCUCUGGGUGUGAUGAGACACAAGACUGUAAACAUUGUCAGGUUUCUGACAGGGUUUGUCAUUCCUGUCACCAUCAUCACAGUCUGUUACAUGAUCAUUGUCGUCAAGCUGAAACGAAAUCGGCUUGCCAAAUCCAAAAAGCCCUUCAAGAUCAUUGUCACAAUUAUUGUGACCUUCUUCUUGUGCUGGACCCCCUACCAUGUCUUCAACCUCCUGGAAACGCAGCAUGAGCAAGUCUCCCAUGUGGUACUCAAGAUUGGGAUUCCCAUCACCACGGCUCUGGCUGCGGCCAGCAGCUGCAUGAAUCCCAUCCUCUAUGUCUUCAUGGGCCAGGACUUUAAAAAGUUUAAGGUGACCGUCUUCUCCAGACUAGUGAACGCACUAAGUGAAGACGCCACCCACUCGACUCUCGCUCAGAGGAGCUUCUCUAAGAUGUCCUCAAUGACUGAAAAGGAUACCACCCUCCUCUGAGCUCUACGUUUGGUACUUCAGGGGCACACCCAGGAUAAGCUCCCAUCCGCUUUUAUUUGGAAGCAAAAGAUAAUUGCACUGAGAUCUAUGAACAUUCUCUAGUGUUUUCAAACUGUAAUUGAAGAACACUUUCCAAGUGUUCCAAGCAGUGCUUGGGUUUUCCCUAUCAAAUCCGUGCAUCUACCCACAUUAGUCAUGUCUGAUGACGGGUGCCAUGAAUCUUCACUAUAGAUUCUCUGACCCAGAUUGUUAAAGGGACAAACCAUAGCACAUUUUAUAUGCAGUCCCAAUACCAACGCUGGUAGCGCUUCAUGUACCUUUUGCUUGCACCUUUACACUCCUCAUGCCUCCUGAACUACUCCAGAGAAGGACAAUACCACCUUAAAGCACCUGGAAUCAAAACUACAGAUAUGGAUUAUGAUGUCCUAGAGUUUGGAAUGCUCUGUGGCCAAAAUGCAUUUCCAUCUUUGGCUAUUGGCUAUUGGACUAGUUCAUUCAUUCAGUCUUUUGCCCAAAUCAGAUCCUCAAAGAUUAUACAUGCUUGCACCUAAUAAUUGUGUGUUUAAACUCCGCAUUAGUGGUGACUGCACAUGCAAUCUGGUAUUUGCAUGCACAAAUCUUCAUUUGCACAUACAAAUUAGCACCCAAAUUUAGAAAACUUGGCCAUAAAUGAUUAGAAGACUGGGUAAUGUAGACGUUUCCAGAGACGAAGGAAAUUGAAGAGACUUAUGCCAAAGAGAGAUAAAAGUGCAGAGAAGAGAAAAUUAGAUUGCUUCUCACUGAAGUUGGGUAGAAGGUGGAGGAGGCCAUGACUUGUAACUCUUAGCCUUGGGGACAUCCUUCCAAUGUCCACCACUAAGGAUUAGAUUAUGUCACUGAAGACAUGGAUUCUGUAACUUUCACAGUCUUCCAUGACAUUUUCUGCUUCAGCCCCAAGGUAUCAGGGGCCCUAGCUGUCAGCCAGCAGGGGCCAUGAAGCUCCAAGCUACGCCAGGCUGUGAAGGCCCCAGAACUCUCAGCCACUGCAGGGGGCAGGAGGCCCCAGAGGAUGCCGGGAGCACCUGGCAUGCCACCCACAGGUGGCAGGGGCACCCGGAGGGCAGUGGGCAGCAGGGGCACCUGUCCAUGACUUUUACUAAAAAUAACUGUGACAAAAUCUUCACCUUGCCCAUCACACCGUGGGAUCAAAAUAUGGUGCUACUCUAGCUGGGAUAUAUAUAUUGCCUAUUAUAUAAGAAAAUGAUCAUGAACGUGUUAUGCACAGUUUAUGCAUGUAGCCACUUAACCAACCUCUUAAAGGCAUAGAAUAUGUUGGUACUAGUAUAAUCAUUUUUUUGAAUUGUGUUCUGAAUAUUCUUUUCUCAUCACGUCCACCUUAAGUCAGAGGGGAUACAGAAGAACAAAUAAAUAUCAGACAGAAUCCUGAUAAAAACGCACACUCACAUAACACCUGUACCGCAAAGGGAUCAGAAAGCGUUCCUGAUAUACGUACUACGUACCGGGAUCACUUCUUCCACCGCUACAAUGCAGCCAUCUCUGGGGUUGAAUGUGGCACCACAUGCAAAAACACUACACAACCAUUUCAGACAAGAAGUGAAGAAUAACCUGUGUGAUUAAAACUGAGUGGGAGCACUGAUGGAAAAGUCCUGUAGAAUUUAACUGGAGUAAAAGUACCAGGGCACUAUAGAAAUGUGAAAGGCUUAUAUAGAAAUUACUCUAAGGACCUAUAAUACUUAAUAGAGAAUAAUCCCCUUUCCAUGGUUUUAUGAUCCACCCUUUAGAAUUUUCUAGUGGAGAUAUAAUUAUGGAGCAGAACCUAGAAAAGGUUGCAGUGAGUUUCCUUUUUAGCCCCCACUUUGCCAGCCCUUAACCUCUCCAUCUACAAAGAGGGGAAAUCAGCCUCACAACUGGUGAGUUAGGGCUUUCACCACAUUGGAAUCAAGCUGGAUUUGGCAUUCCUGAGUUAGGACAUUUUCCAGCACUCUGCCAUAAGGGAACGCGAGGUUGGUAGAAUUCCCAAAGUGAGAAUUCGGCCAGGGCACCAUGGUGAGGCUUCCCAAAGGAGCCAUGGGAUUUUUUAACGGCCCCUCAGUCUUACGGCACUCCUGGAUGUUAGUUUUAAUGGGCAUGUUUCCUUCUGGUGCCUGCAUUGCC